Molecule: messenger RNA, 579 nt
Organism: Lactuca saligna
Lineage: Eukaryota; Viridiplantae; Streptophyta; Magnoliopsida; Asterales; Asteraceae
Source: the annotation of a GenBank genome assembly
AUGGAAACAAGAGUUCUUUUGGGUGAGCAAAACCUCGUACCCCAAGGGAUGGUAUUUAGUGACACAUCAAGGAUGGUUAAUGACCCGACCAUAAAAAUUAUCAACCCUCAAAUAUGUAAGGACUUAAGCAAAAUAGAAGGGUAUUGUAUACCAGGAGAUGAGAUCGACGAACUCGUUCUUGAUGCUGGUGGAAAAAGGGUUGUGUGGGAUCGACACAACAAACUCAUGCUCCCUAUGCUAUUCGUGAGGAUUAAUGUUUUGGUCUCCACUGAAGCAUCGGGGUAUAUGACCACAUAUGAGCUUACCAAGAAAAACCAACAAGAGGCACAUGAUCGUUUGGUUCGUCAGGUUUCCAACCUAGAACUCGAAGUAACGAAUCUUCGUGCUAGCGAUAGAUGCAAAUUAAGGAAAGAAAAGUAUGGAUUUCAGAUCUCGGAACAUGAGAUGCCGAGUGGGCAUUCCGAAGAAUUGCAACAUGCUCUGGUAGCCUUUUCCAAUGAAGAUUAUGUGGCAUCAUCUGGACUGGACCAAUCCAUUUUUGAGGCUUUUAAAGCCUUUUUAAUUGAAGAAGAAGAAUGA